AUGGCCAGUGGCAAGACCCCCCGGCCCAUGAGGUCCUCCAGAAGGGCGGAUGGAUUCCAGAGCAGAGUGGUAGCAUCUCGUAAUCCCAAGCUGUUCUCAGCCGUUGAGCGGGACCAGAGGUCGUUCCAGCCUUUCCCAUCCGAGGUGGUGUUUGAGAACUACAUUCCCCACCAGUUCUACAUAGCGUCGCUAGCUCUGAGGAACAAAGACAGGGUUCCUCGUCUGCUGAACGUCAUCCUGGGGAACUCUCCUUACUUUGAGUUGAUCAGCCCGAGUGAUGAGGACUAUAAGGUAGCCCCGGGCACGUCUUCAACCUACCGCAUCCUUUUCCGACCUGAUGAGAACAAGGAUUAUUUUGAGGAGCUUAUCAUCAUCACAGAGAGGGAGAAGUUCUUUGUGCCUAUCCGAGCCAUAGGUGCCCGAGCCAGCCUGGACUUCCCUGAGCAGCUGAACUUCUCCGAGUGUCCAGUCAGGUUCAGCACCCAGAAGACUCUGCUGGUGCGCAACGUGGGGAAGCGGGAGGCUUGCUACAGCAUCACCACUCUGAGCCCUUUCUCUGUGGAUCCCUCCAUUGGGACUCUUGGCGUUGGAGAAGCGAUGCAAGUCACGGUGGAAUUUCACCCACCAAAGACCGGUGUUUAUACAAGUCCCAUGAUUGUUCACUAUGACACAGGUGAAGAUGUUCACAAAAGCCUCUGUGGAACAGCUGUAAAUGCUGACAUCAGGCUUGACAAGAGCUCCUUGACAGUUGAGAAGACUUCCCUCACGCUGUCAAAGCAAAGUUCCCUGGUCAUCCACAACCAGAGUGGCAUCACGGCCCACUUCCAGUGGAAGCGUUUUGUUGAUGAGGAAGAGGAGGAGCGGCAGAAGCUGAGGCUGCAGAGGCAGGAAGAGGACAAGCUGGUUGAUGUUCCUAAGGAGCACGGGGUGGUCCCCCCU
This is a messenger RNA of Melopsittacus undulatus (budgerigar), 939 nucleotides long. Its product is annotated as hydrocephalus-inducing protein homolog. Lineage: Eukaryota; Metazoa; Chordata; Aves; Psittaciformes; Psittaculidae. Gene Ontology annotation, cellular component: axoneme. Gene Ontology annotation, biological process: axonemal central apparatus assembly; cilium movement. The record is from RefSeq and is a predicted model, not a curated record. The transcript has 7 exons. The annotation marks the transcript as partial.